AUGGCCAAGUCCCAGGAGCGGAGUGUGAGUCUGGGGCUCUGGGUGCUCCUUUUGCUAGGUGCAGGAAUGGAAGAACGUGUGGAGGGAUGUAGCUGCCACCCAGCACACCCACAGCAGCUCUUUUGCAGUGCUGAGAUUGUGAUAAGGGCAAAGAUCUCUGGAGAGAAGAUUGUGUCGCCUAGCAACAGCUCCUCACCUUACAUGAAGAUGAUCCAAUAUGAAAUCAAAAUGAUCAAGAUGUUCAAAGGUUUUGACAAGGCCAAGGAUAUCCAGUAUGUUUACACUCCGGUCUUCUCCUCGCUGUGUGGAGUCAAACUAGACUCAAACAAUAAAGCAGGAUAUCUGCUCUCAGGAAGUAUGUGGAGUGAUGGGAGGAUUUCUAUUGGCCAAUGUGACCUGGUAGAGUCCUGGGACAACUUAUCGCUCUCGCAAAAGAAGAAUCUCAACUACAAAUACCAGAUGGGCUGUGAGUGCAGAAUCAACACCUGUUACACAGUGCCGUGUGCGUCUACAGGGGAAAACGAGUGCUUGUGGACUGACUGGCUGCUGGAUAACAGCCUAAAUGGGGAGCAGGCUCGGCAGUACGCCUGCAUCCGUCGCUCUGACACAACCUGCAGCUGGUACCGCGGUGGGCCCCCUCCUGAGAAAGACUUCCUGGACAUGACUGACCCCUGA
This is a messenger RNA of Scomber scombrus (Atlantic mackerel), 675 nucleotides long. Its product is annotated as metalloproteinase inhibitor 4-like. The coding region runs from base 1 to 675 and encodes 224 amino acids. Gene Ontology annotation, cellular component: extracellular matrix. The transcript is spliced from 5 exons. Gene Ontology annotation, molecular function: protease binding; metalloendopeptidase inhibitor activity. The record is from RefSeq and is a predicted model, not a curated record. Gene Ontology annotation, biological process: negative regulation of endopeptidase activity; negative regulation of membrane protein ectodomain proteolysis. NCBI's taxonomy places the organism in Eukaryota, Metazoa, Chordata, Actinopteri, Scombriformes, Scombridae.